UCGGGAGGUGGCGGCCGUUCGGGGCUGCGCGGCGCCCUGCGGUGGGAGUGUCUCCGGCAGCUCUGCAGGGAGGACACCUACUGAGACCUUGAACUCUGGCGCUGGUGUCAUGGAAUCAGUCACCUUUGAGGAUGUGGCCGUGGGGCUCAUCCAGGAGUGGGCAUUGCUGGAUGAUGCGCAGAGGAACCUGUGCAGAUACGUGAUGCUGGACAACUGCAGGACCCUGGCUUCCAAGAGAACUCCAUCAUGCAAAGCCAGGCUGGCCUCCCAGUUGGGGUCAGGAGCAGAGGUAAGGGCAGCAGAGCGAGGCAUUCUCCACCCCACGGGUGUAGACUGGGAAUCUCAACUUAAACCCAAAGGAUUGACUCCUAUGCAAGAUAUUUUGGAAGAAACAUCAUCCAGAGACAUGCAAAUGGGACCAGAGCUAUACCUGAGGAUGCAGAUCAGGCCCUCGAAGGGAGAGAGGGGGACACCAUUGACCCUAGAGGACCAACCAGCUCUCCAGGAGUCGCCUUGUUCUCCUGAAUGCACAGGACUGAAGGCGGCUGUGCAUAUUCAGAGAGUGGACAUGCUGGAGCCCAUGCUGGGCCUCCCUGAUCCGUGGGUGGCCAGGGCUUCUGCCCUGCCUGCUCAGGACCCUGCCUUGCUCCAGGAGGACAGCAUGGAGGAGGAAGCCAUGGCUCCUGGGUUGCCACUCACCUGUUCACAGGAAUCAGUUACCUUUGCGGAUGUGGCCGUGGUGUUCACCCCAGAAGAAUGGGUGUUCCUGGACUCUGCUCAGAGAAGCCUGUACAGAGAUGUCAUGCUGGAGAACUACAGGAACCUGACCUCUGUGGGAGAUCAACUAUAUAAAUCCAGCACAUUGUCCCAUUUGGAACAAAGAGAAGAACUGUGGCCGACUGAGACAGAAGUCUUCCUGGGAGCCUGUCCAGAGCCUCAACUUCAACCCCAAGAGUCAAUUCCUAGCCGGGGUAUUUUUGCAGGGAUUCCAUCCAUUGGCCUGGCAAGGGAGCAACCUCAGCCUGGAGAAAAACUCUAUAAAUAUAAUGAACUUGGGAAACCCUUUAACAGCAAUGAACCGCUUUUUCAGUACCAGAGAAUUCAUGCUAGAGCAGUCCCCUGUGAAUGUCCAGGGAGCAGGAAAUCCUUCUUCCAGAGCAGUCACCUAAUGAUACCUGAGAAGAUCCAUAGUGGGGAUAAAACCUAUGCAUGUGACAAAUGUGAGAAGUCCUUCAGGUACAGCUCUGACCUCAUCAGGCACGAGAAGACUCAUACGGCAGAGAAGUGCUUUGAAUGUCAAGAAUGUAGGCAAGCCUUCAAGUAUUCCUCGAAUCUGCGGCGACACAUGAGAACUCACACUGGAGAGAAGCCCUUUGAAUGUAGUCAGUGUGGGAAAACCUUCACGAGGAACUUUAACCUGAUUUUGCACCAGAGAAACCACACAGGAGAGAAGCCCUAUGAAUGUAAAGAUUGUGGGAAGGCCUUCAACCAGCCCUCAUCUCUUAGGAGCCACAUGAGAACUCACACUGGAGAGAAGCCCUUUGAGUGCAGCCAGUGUGGGAAAGCCUUCAGGGAACACUCGUCACUGAAAACACAUCUGCGAACCCACACGCGAGAGAAACCAUAUGAAUGCAACCAGUGUGGGAAGCCUUUCCGGACAAGCACUCAUCUGAAUGUGCACAAGAGGAUCCACACAGGGGAGAAACUGUAUGAGUGCGGCACUUGCGGUCAGGUCCUGAGCCGUCUCUCAACCCUUAAGAGUCACAUGCGAACUCACACUGGAGAGAAGCCCUAUGUGUGCCAGGAGUGUGGGAGGGCCUUUAGCGAGCCCUCGUCCCUCAGGAAACACAUGAGGACCCACAGUGGCAAGAAGCCAUAUGCAUGCCAGGAAUGUGGGCGUGCCUUUGGUCAGUCUUCACACCUUAUUGUGCAUGUCAGAACCCACACCGCUGGGAGACCCUAUCAGUGCAAUCAGUGUGAGAAGGCCUUCAGGCACAGCUCGUCACUGACUGUGCACAAGCGGAUCCAUGCUGGGAGGGAGAACUUUAGGAAUGGUGGCUUGUCUUUAUCAGUGUCUCAUCCUUAUGUGGGGCCCCUUCCUAAUUAACUUACAGUUUGUGAAAAUAUAAAUGUUUGGGACUGUCCUUGUUUUUUGUAAUAUUCGUUUAGCUGCAUCCCACAUUUUGAUGUAUAAUAUUUUCAUUUUGGUUUAAUUCUAAACAUUGUC
Molecule: messenger RNA, 2227 nt
Organism: Cynocephalus volans (Philippine flying lemur)
Lineage: Eukaryota; Metazoa; Chordata; Mammalia; Dermoptera; Cynocephalidae
Gene: ZNF333
Product: zinc finger protein 333
Exons: 12
Coding region: 110-2107 (665 amino acids)
Biological process (GO): regulation of DNA-templated transcription
Source: RefSeq, a predicted model, not a curated record